AUAAGUUAUGUUAAUAUGGUUUUCUGUGCCAUCUCAGGCAGCUCUCAAGGUCUGAGGAGGAAGCAGCGCUCUGUUCUCACAAAUGAUGAGCUGUUAUACGACCCAGACGAGGAUGAUCGCGACCAGGCUUGGGUGGAUGCAAAAAGAAAAGAAUACAGAAAUCAGAGGCGGCUGCCACCAUCAGCAAACAGAAGAAACAAACCACACGCUGUUCCAAGCAGUGAUGCUGUCCUCAACUGUCCAGCCUGUAUGACCACCCUGUGCCUGGACUGUCAGAGGCAUGAGAGAUAUCGGACGCAGUACAGAGCCAUGUUUGUGAUGAACUGCACAGUCAACAAAGAGGAGGUGCUGUGCUAUAAAACCGCCAAUAAGAGAAAGCAGAACCGGCACAGAAAGAAGGCCCGUCGGGAGAGCACAUCCACAUCCACAGAGGCUGAAAUGGAGUCAAGUGCAGGUCUGACUGAUGCACGCUUGGCAGGAAUGGAUGAAGAAGAGAUAUAUCACCCAGUCAAGUGCACAGAAUGCUCCACUGAAGUGGCAGUGUAUGAUAAAGAUGAAGUGUAUCAUUUCUUCAACAUCCUAGCAAGUCACUGCUAAGGACAUUUACUGGACUUAUAAAUACAAACCACAUGUUUUGGUGAUGUGCAUCACCAGGCAACUUUGCUGUACAGUACAUAGAGAGAGUUACG
Messenger RNA from Sinocyclocheilus grahami, 689 nucleotides. Its product is annotated as E2F-associated phosphoprotein-like. Bases 16 to 597 code for a protein of 193 amino acids. The transcript has 3 exons. The record is from RefSeq and is a predicted model, not a curated record. Gene Ontology annotation, cellular component: nucleus. Lineage: Eukaryota; Metazoa; Chordata; Actinopteri; Cypriniformes; Cyprinidae.